Molecule: messenger RNA, 1006 nt
Organism: Xylaria bambusicola
Lineage: Eukaryota; Fungi; Ascomycota; Sordariomycetes; Xylariales; Xylariaceae
Exons: 1
Coding region: 185-877 (230 amino acids)
Source: RefSeq, a predicted model, not a curated record
CACCGCCAGCGUCGCAUCCGGUCCCUGGCAAUUGACGUGCCGCCGACCUCUUGGAAUCCCAUAGUGCGCGUCCGUUCGCCGUCUACAUCCAAGCCGCCCGUUGCAGUUUUUUGUGUUUUUUUCGGCUUCCCUGUUUACCUCCCCGUUUGCCUUCCCUUUUCUUCCUAUCUAUCUACUCUCGGAAAUGAGCGACGCCGAAGACCCAGACAACGCCACCGCCAUGGCUGCGGCAAUGGGAUUUUCCAGCUUCGGUGCCCAACAGCCUAACAAGCGCCGCAAGUUCAAUCCCAACACGGACGCUUUUGUCGCUCCGAGCUCGUCCGUCACCUCCACUUCCAAUUCCGCCCUUCACUUCCAUCAGCAUAAUGAAGGCAACGGCCACACAGCAACUACUGGCUCCAACACGGUUCCUCUGGGCGUUAGGAAGAAGAAUAUGGACGAAAUUGAUCUUGAUGAUGACGAUGUUGUAGAACAACUUCCAUCAACCGGUCAAACGACCCAACCAGCCACGGCGGAUGACGAGGACCCUGAACCUCAGUACAUCGACACCUCGCGCCCGUCAGCACCUGUCAUUGCUGACCCCGCCGACCCUCUCCAGUCCAAGAUUGAUGCCAUAGUCGGGAGUUCGAAGGAGAUAUAUACUGCUCCACAGCUGCCACCAACUUACGUGGCCAGCGGCGGGUAUUCAAGUCAAGCCAGUCACGGCGGACGCCAGCACAAUAUGAACCGAGAUGGUCGGUCAGGCCCGAAGUGGUGGGAGGACUAUUAUGAUCCCACCUUCAUCAUGAACCCUUGGGAUGAACUCGAGAAGGUUCAUGGUUUGGAGCCUCGUGGAACCUGGAUAUCUUGGGAAGAUGCGAAGGCGGCACGAACAUAAGCCCUUUAUUCCGCUUCCAGCUCAGUUUCGGUCACUAUUUUGCCCGCAAAUAUUAAGACCCCCGGACUUGGCAUACAGUGAGUCAAGUAUUGAACCGGUCAUGAGCACAACUUGACGAACCGACUUACC